Funneliformis caledonium is the source of this 990-nucleotide messenger RNA. The record is from the annotation of a GenBank genome assembly. NCBI's taxonomy places the organism in Eukaryota, Fungi, Glomeromycota, Glomeromycetes, Glomerales, Glomeraceae.
AUGCCGCUUUCUCAACGUAAAUUAUCAUCAGCAAAACAUCCUUUAUCCGAAACAAAAAUUAUCGAAGAAGACGUUGUUUCUUUGAUAGCCAACCUUGAUAACGAAAAAUCUGAUGAUGAAUUUGAUCUGAACGAGUCUUUAUUCUUUCCGACAACUUGGACUACGAAAGGUUCUUUAACUUGCGCUUUCUGGGAACUUCCUAAUUGGUUGCAAGACAACAAUGACAUCAUUCGAGGUUAUCGUCGUCCAACAUUUUCAUAUUUGAAAUGUAUAAAAUCUUUAUUUUAUCUUCACAAUGAAAGUGUCAACAUUUGGUCCCACCUUUUUGGUGCGAUCCUUUUUGCUGGUCUUUCAUUGGCUACUCACUUUUACUUAAUGGACCAUCCAACUUUGAAGCAGUCAGAUUACAUUGCGUUUUAUUGUUUUAUGGCGGGUGCAAUGAUAUGUCUUGGAUUAUCUUCGUCCUUUCACACCAUGUGUUGUCACUCGGAAAAGGUUUGCGCGAAUUGGAAUAGAUGUGAUUAUGUUGGCAUUGUUGCCUUGAUUAUUGGGUCUACUUGUCCAAUAAUAUAUUAUGGUUUUUAUUGUAAUAAUCUAUUAAAAAUUGUUUAUCUUACAAUGAUGCUUGUGUUUGGAGGCGCAACAAUUUCUGUAGCAGUGGCUCUUAGAUUUAGAAGACCAGAAUUUAGGUGGUUUAGAACUGGAUUGUUUGUAGCAUUAGGUGGAAGUUCAGUUAUUCCAGUAAUACAUGCUAUUUUCUUAUAUGGGUUUCAUUUGAGUUAUGAGGUCAUUUCCCUCAAAUGGUUGGCAAUUACUGGUUCAUUAUAUAUGUUUGGCGCAUUUCUUUAUGGUACAAGAAUACCCGAGAGGUUGUUUCCUGGUAAAUUUGACAUAUGGGGAUCAUCCCAUCAAUUUUUUCAUUUCUUUGUUGUAGCGGCGGCUGUAUUUCAUUACUAUGGAGUUUUUCAUUCUAUGUUAUAUUGGCAUAAA